Molecule: messenger RNA, 2156 nt
Organism: Cajanus cajan (pigeon pea)
Lineage: Eukaryota; Viridiplantae; Streptophyta; Magnoliopsida; Fabales; Fabaceae
Product: transcription factor bHLH87
Biological process (GO): regulation of DNA-templated transcription
Molecular function (GO): DNA-binding transcription factor activity; protein dimerization activity
Source: RefSeq, a predicted model, not a curated record
UGCUCUGUGUCUGCAAAAACAGUCUUAACUUUAGACCCACCUAGCUGAUCAAAAAGCAUUAUCCUUUUUCAAAACCCACUAUAUUGCUCUAGACUGUUAAAACCAUAUAAUAUAAUAAAAUAAUUGCCUCUUCCUUUUUAUUUUUCUCUUAUAUUCUUCAUGUUCAAGUUCAAGGGCCUAUUUAUUAUACAAUUUCCUGACGUAAUUGCUCAAGUACCAAUAUUUGUUUUAUUAUAAAAGCAUGUACCUUUUGUUCUUCCUACCUAUACAAGGUUCUCCACAACAAACACGCUGCACCGGUACUGGAUUUCUUCAAUGGUAGCUGAAGUCAUUGAAUUUCAAGAAGGAAGUUAAUGCUACAACUAGAUUGUGCACAACCUUGGUAUAAAAGCUGGGUUUUUUCCUCUGUUUUGUUGCUAACAUUGAAGACUCUUAAACAAUUAAGGAUUCUAAUAAUCCUAUUGGCUCUUGGGUUAGUGUUUUUGUUCCGGAAGGAGUUGAUCUGCAAGUGGUAACUGGUAACAAGGAUCACUUUCUCCUACAAGAUUUCUCUAGUUUCAUUUCAUAAAAAAAUUACAAUUAUCUAUGGAUGGUUUGAGUUGGGAUGCCUCACAACUGUGGAGUACUAUUCAGCAACCACCAGACUUUGAAGGAGGCUACUCCAUGCCCAAUGUUCUAAACCAAAUACAAGAGAUGCAGAAGGCUCAAACAGGUCAUGCACACUCAAAUUCUGAAAGAGUGAUUUAUCAUUCAGCAGGUGCUACCACUUCUUCAGAGAUAAUGGAUGUGAUGCAAAAGCAAAACACAAAUCUGUCACAGCAUGUGUCAACCAUGCCAGUGAAAUCAGGAGCUGGUGCCAGUUGGGGAGAAACUUUGAAAUCCCAAUCAUACCCAUCCCUAUCAAUCAAUGGACCUCAUCACAGUAUGAACCUAAUUAGCAACUACAUGCCAGAUUUCAACAUGGCCCACCACCGCCAACAACAACAACAACUUGUCAAUGGCUCACAAAAUGGGAAGGGUGCUUGCUCUAUUGAUUCUUUUGAUCAUUGCUUGCUUUCAGCUACUAACAGCAACACAGACAAUUCUGUUGAAGAUGAUGGGAUUUCAAUGAUCUUGUCUGACUGUGGAAACUUGUGGAAGUUCAGUUAUGGCAGUGCAGCUUCCACUGGUGAAUCUGAGAGUAAUGCUUCCAAUGGUAGAAACAACAAAGACAUGCAGUGUUCAGUCAAUGAAGUUGAUGAAACAGUUUCUCAAAGCACCUUGGGUAGAGGAAAAAGAGUAGAGUCAAAGACUAAUUGUUCAAAGAGUAGUCAUGAUCAAUCUGAAAUGAUCAAAGUUGGUGCCACUGCUAGUGAUUCCUGCUUCAGUAUGGUUCAGAAUCCUUCUUCUAUUGAAGAAGGUGGUUUCAGACUUAUCUCAGACGAUCCACCACAAUGCAAGAAACCCAGAUGGGAUAGGAGUUCCUUUUCAAAUAGUAUCAAUUUCCAGCAACCAACUUGUUCUAUUGAAGAACCUGAUCCAGAGGCUAUUGCACAGAUGAAGGAAAUGAUAUAUAGGGCUGCUGCCUUUAGGCCUGUGAACUUUGGCAUGGAGGUGGUUGAAAAGCCUAAGAGGAAGAAUGUGAGGAUAUCAUCUGAUCCACAAACUGUGGCUGCAAGGCACAGAAGAGAGAAAAUAAGUGAGAGGAUUAGGGUUUUGCAAAAGCUUGUGCCUGGCGGAAGCAAGAUGGACACAGCAUCAAUGCUUGAUGAGGCUGCAAACUACCUCAAGUUUCUCAGGUCACAGGUCAAGGCACUAGAAAGUCUAGGCAACAAAGUUGAUGCAAUGAAUUGUCCUCCUACUAGCAUUGCAUUCUCUUUCAACCCUUCUUUUCCCAUGCAUCCUCUCAGUCACAUCCAUCAUUCCCAGGGUUGAAGUGGUUACUAUCAUGACCUCUAAUCAUUUUGUUACCAAUCACAAUGAUUAACAUAUCUGAUCUUUAUUUUCUAGCCAAAGCUGCAGGAAAAUUCUAAUUGUUGACUUGUAUCUUUGUAUUGUAGUAAUUGUCUUCGUGAGUAUAAUCAUCAGCUACUUGUUUAGAAUUAUCUUAAUGAUGAUAUUCUCUGGUUUCUAUCAUAAUUAAUCAGCUGCACCACCACCAUCCAUGCACGACCAAA